This is a messenger RNA of Cuscuta europaea, 3778 nucleotides long. The record is from the annotation of a GenBank genome assembly. NCBI's taxonomy places the organism in Eukaryota, Viridiplantae, Streptophyta, Magnoliopsida, Solanales, Convolvulaceae.
UAUAAAAGGAAAAGAAAGAAAAAAAAAACAGUUCAUACACUUCAUAUUUAUUAUCUCUCUUCGACAAGUCUUCUUGUCGAAAGCUUAGCCCUUCGUUACAACUCAACUUCUUGGCUUUUGAUCCCACACCAAGAGGUCUGAGCUUUCUUCUCUCUCUAGCAUGCAAAAGGGUAGUUUUUAUUUUUGUUUUUCAUGUCUGAAUUGAUUUUUUUGUUCAAGUGUACGGUUUAGUUGACGAGAAAGGUCAAUUGAUGCAUACAGUUUUCAACCCAUUUGUAUUUUUUGCAGGCAGAUCUUCCGGUUUAGUUUAUGUAUGCUCUUUUUUCCUUCCUGCUCUUCUCUGUCUUUUGCUCUGUGCACGUAGUUCUGCUUUGUUGUUUAGCCAGCAUACAUUUCCUUUAUAGCUCAUUUCAUUGCGUGCCUUUUUAUAGAUUAACUGAUAAUAUUGAUUUACAGAUUAUCCUUCAUGCUUGGGAGCUUUUAUUUUCUUAAUGCUGAUUAUUUUGGAAAGGAUUGCUCAAAAUAUGACUAGCACGCAGGAGUAACACAUUUAUCCAAAUAGGCAAAUAGGAUUGUCCUUGUCUUGAAUAAAAGUAAUUAAUAGUUCGUUUUCUUGAAGUAAAUGAGGCAUAUUAUGGAAAAAUAAUGAUGAUCAUAUUUGAAGAAAUGUGUUACUUCUCAUCCCUAAAUAAAUAAACUUCACCUUUACUAUUAAUAUGAUGAACAUAACUUCUUUUAACCUCUAAUUUAGCGUAAUAAAUUUUUGUCAUAUUCAAAAUCAUUUUUUCUCUUCUAUAGUAUAAUUUCUUAGUAUGUUAAUAAUAUUAGUUUAUACAUUAUUGGGGAAGAGGUUAAAGUAUUUUGUUAGAAUGGAUGUGAAUAGAAUUCAAAACGGUAGCAGUUCCCCCCCAGAAAAUAUCCUGCAUUAUGUUUAAUCAUAUUUUAUGCACUUAGGUAUAGUAGAAUUUAAAGGACUAUGGAUGGCACAAGUAAAUCUACUGAAGUCUACACAUCUGAGAGAUCGUCUGGAUCAAACUAUAUUUUUGAAGAUCCUGAACUGUUUCCUCGAGUUGGCACUGAAUACCAGGCAGAAAUCCCUCCUCUUCUGGACAUGUGUGGCUAUGGGCAGCUUGCAAGUGAAUCAUACAAUAUAAGCAUUAAACAUGUCAUUUCAAAUUCUUACCCUAUGGAUUUACCUAUUCCAGUCAUGUGGAUAUAUGAUAAGAGUGAGGACAAAAGAGGCGAGCUUAAGGAUGCUUGUGGUAAUUUAAGAUUUGAAAACAACAAGAAGGGGAGAAUUACUUCAGACAGUGUCAAUGGAGGGACCAAAACCGUCUCGUUGCUUGAUUUUAUGGAGAAUGGGGAAAAAUCAGACGGGAUACAAUGUGUUCCAUCUGUGGUUUUGAGUGAAAUCAUUGGACAGAAAGCUCACACUGAUCAUUGGGAUGGCUGCUAUCUUGUUCCGGGCAUACCUAAUGAAGAUUGGAACGGCAUUGAAUAUUCUAGCUUCCUCCUUGGCUUGUAUAUUUUUGGGAAAAACCUUUCUGUUGUUAGUAGGCUUAUAGGGAGUAAACAAAUGGGAGACAUAUUGUCAUACUAUUAUGGGAAGUUUUACAGAUCUAGAGAUUAUCGGAGAUGGUCUGAUUGUCGCAAGGUAAAAGGGAGGCGGUGCAUAUAUGGUCAAAGAAUUUUCAUGGGCUGGAGGCAGCAGGAGCUCAUGUCCCGAUUGUCGUCCCGUGUCUCUGAGGAAUGUUAUUAUAUGUUGGCUGAGAUCUCUAAACUGUUUGGAGACGGAAAGAUGACGCUUGAAGAGUAUGUAUUCUCUUUGAAAGAGAAGGUCGGCAUCAACAACUUCGUAGAAGCUGUAGCCCUGGGCAAAGGAAAGAAGGAUCUGACCGGAACCGCUUUGGAGUCAACAAAAGCCAAUCCUUCUUUACCUGUCCGUUCUGAAGUUCCUAUAGGAAAAGCAUGCUCUUCUCUUGCAACAACUGAAAUUGUCAAAUUAUUGACUGGCAAUUUUCGUCUAAGCAAAGCUCGAUCCAACGAUCUUUUCUGGGAAGCCAUUUGGCCUCGUCUUUUAGCACGGGGAUGGCAUUCAGAGCAGCCUAGUGAUGUCGUAUAUGCUGGUACAAAGCAAUCUUUAGUUUUUCUUGUGCCAGGUGUCAAGAAAUUUUCAAGAAGAUUAGAGAAAGGAAUCCACUUUUUCGAUUCAGUCGCUGAUGUUUUGCAGAAAGUUGCCUCAUCACCUUCUCUUCUUGAACUUGAAGUAAAUCCAGAUGACGGCGGAAGUCUGAAUGGGAAAUGCUCGACAGGUCCUGAGAUCGGAGAGGAUCCAGAUGUUUCAUUGAAUCCUCGUCGCCAUUCUUACCUCCAGCCACGAAGCUCAACUCAAAAACAUAAUUACAUGACAUUCACAGUUGUAGAUACCAGCUUGUAUACCGGGGAAGGAAUAGUUAGAGUAAGGGAACUCAGGAGUUUGCCUAUUGUCCCUCUCAGUUUCACUCCAUGUGGUCCUCGUAGUGAAGAGAGUAGUUCAGAUAGUGUGGAAGGAGGCUCUGUUGAACCAUAUUAUGGUCAACCAAAUGAUGGUUUUGAUGUACUAAGCAACCAACUGUCAAAUGGACUGGUUUCUGUGGUUAUGGAAGAAGUAAGCACUUUAGACACUCAAUUGCCCGAUAUUUCAUGUUCAAAGAACUAUAAAGAAGAACAAAGCAGUUGUGAUAAGAAUGCCAAUGUCUGCCAAGUGUCUAGCCAAACUAUGGAUGUUCAAUCUAGCCAUGAGGUGAAACUCCAUGAGAUGUCAAAUUUAUCAUCUAUUACCAACUACAAAGAGUCCAGCCAUAAUAGUCAAAGCACGGUGAUAGAUGAAUUAUUAAACAGAGGAGAAAUUGGUCAUUCAUCAUUUGUAGUUGGACUGUCUCAGAGCUCAUUGUCUGGCAGUUCUGCUGCGUGCGACAGUGAAAAAAGUAGUGAAAGAAAUCCAAUUAAGAAUACUCAUGGACCAGCCCAAUCAGUCGACAAUUCUAGUGUCAUUCCUGACAAACAGUUUAUAAAAAAUGUGUUGCAUAAAUGUGAUAAUAUUGUACCUGGUGCGAAACCUUUUUCUACAUCUGAAGGUGUCGCCAUUACAGCAAACCAGUCAGCCAUAGCAAGCAGGAGGCAAAGCACCAGAAACAGGCCAAGUGCUAAAGUGUUGGAGGCAUUUGCAUAUGGAUUCCUUGGUACAAGCAAUAAAAGAAAGGGUGGUAAUGGUUCAACAGCAACAGCUUCUAGGCGGGUGCGUAGGAAGAACAAAGAUUCGUUUCCUUUAGAAACUGUGGCUGCAGAUAAUAGUAAUUUUGUGUGUCACAAGCAAGCAAACAUGGAUGUCACACAUAAUGAGAACUUGGAGAUGCUUGGUAAGUCAGAUAACUUUGUAGUUCACGAGUUUCAGGUGAUGCAGUCAGAUAUGUUGGCUGAAUGAAAAUGGAGGUAACCUUUGAGUUAUUCGUAUUCGGAUCUGUGAAGGUAUGAACUGCAAGUUUUUGUGUUUCUUUUUAUUGAAAGUUUAAAUAUCUGAAACAGAAAGCAUACAGGUAUAGUUUUAUUCUCCUCUUUAGCUGUAAUAAAUUUAGAUUUGAAUUCUACUUUAUUAGGGGUUUAUGCAAAGAAAGAUCAAGUAUCAAUAUAUGUAUCAAAGAGUGCCAGUGUCAUUUUUGCAUUUGUCUAACUAGUAUUCCACUCGUGUGUUGCGUGGCGGAAAUAAUUUGAAUAGAAAAGUUAUCGUCUUAAACCACAA